Messenger RNA from Salvelinus fontinalis (brook trout), 4707 nucleotides. RefSeq names its product growth differentiation factor 6b (gene gdf6b). The record is from RefSeq and is a predicted model, not a curated record. Gene Ontology annotation, cellular component: extracellular region. The transcript has 2 exons. Bases 565 to 1803 code for a protein of 412 amino acids. Lineage: Eukaryota; Metazoa; Chordata; Actinopteri; Salmoniformes; Salmonidae. Gene Ontology annotation, biological process: SMAD protein signal transduction; BMP signaling pathway. Gene Ontology annotation, molecular function: cytokine activity; growth factor activity.
UCAUGACUGGAUAUUAGAUGUAGCCUAAUGUCAACAAGGAAUGCUGUUGAUAUGAAUCAUGUUUUAAACCGACAGAACUCACCAGUGUUGUUUAAGAACUGUGUCAUAGGAAGGAGAGGUGAAUGUGCCAACAUUUGAAGUAAAUAGAACACACGAGUCCAUGUGAAGAAGUACACCUGCUGAAGGUAACGUGAUAGCUAAGAAAUACACGACGGCUGUUGUGUCAGGCUCCUGGAAGUCUUUGUAUUUGACCAUGUCUUUACCAGGAUAGUAAACUAGGACAUAAUGCUUUGAUUGCUUUCCUACCAUGAUGAUAUAAGUUAGAACCCGCCGGUCCACUAUUAGCAGCGAGUGAAUUCCAAGCUGGGCGUGUUUUUGCGCUCCUUUUAGCCCAGUUGACGAUCCCGUGUAGUGCACACUGCAACGCCGGCACUUGUUGAAAGUGGAUGAAGUCCAGCUUCGAUAGUGCCCGUGGUCCCAUCGCCACAUAUUAAGCAUCUACUCUGACACAUAUUUGACAUUUCGCUGACGUUUUUUUUUAUCAAUCUAUUUAUUUGGAAAAUUAUGGAUUUCUAUCAAAUAACCACAUUUUACGCGGUCCUCACAUGUGUAUGGGAUUUACCAUGCUUUCAAUCAUUUACUAUUUUCCUUCCGUCUGCCUCAAAGAGCAGCAAGGUCCCGAAAGUAUUUGAUGGACGAGAGGCAAAAUAUUUCAAAGAUAUCUACUCAUCAUCAAAUGAGCGGUAUUACAAGGGUGGGCUCAAAGAUCCAGUUGAACCACACGACUACAUGCUUUCAAUUUAUAAGACUUUCUCUACAGCCGAAAAAUUGGGGCUAAACGCAAGUUUCUUUCGAUCGUCAAAAGCAGCUAACACUAUAGCAAGUUUUGUGGACAUCGGACAAGAUGACCUCCCACUCUCCCCUUUGCGAAGACAGCAGUAUCUGUUUGACGUCUCAACCCUCUCAGACAGAGCUGAGGUGCUGGGGGCUGAGUUGAGGAUAUACACCAAAGUGUCUGGGAAUUUCAGGAUGUCGGAAAUGGAGCCAGUGGACAUUCAGCUACUCUCCUGCCGCUCUCAGCAGCUGCUGGAUUCCAGAACGUUGGAUCUUCAGGAGUCCCAUCGGCCCAGAUGGGAGGUGUUGGACGUGUGGGAAAUAUUUAAGGACAGGGAUCACCUCACACACGGGAGACAGUUCUGUCUGGAGGUCAAGGCCAUGCUGGACAACCCCGAGAGGGAGCUUGACUUGCAUCAUCUGGGCUUUCACAGAAAUGGUCGCUCACAACAAAAGAAGGCCAUUUUAGUAGUGUUCACCAGGUCCAAGAAGAGACAGACCCUUUUCAGUGAAAGGAGAGAAGGAAGGACAGUGAUGGGCCCUGGGGAAAAGGGGAAAGAGAGGGGCCCUCGUUCUAAUUCCAAAGCCAGCCGGAGACGCAGGACGGCGAUAUUGAAGAAUCGCCACGGGAAGAGGCAUGGCAAAAAGUCAAAAUCGAGAUGCAGCAAGAGGCCGUUGCAUGUGAACUUCAGAGAGCUGGGCUGGGACGAUUGGAUUAUCGCUCCUCUGGAUUACGAGGCGUACCACUGUGAGGGCGUGUGUGACUUUCCUCUGAGGUCACAUCUAGAGCCCACAAACCAUGCCAUCAUACAGACCCUUAUGAAUUCGAUGAACCCCAGCAACAUGCCUCCUAGCUGCUGUGCCCCGUCCAAACUCAGCCCUAUCAGUAUUCUCUACAUCGACUCAGGAAAUAAUGUGGUGUAUAAGCAGUAUGAGGAUAUGGUGGUUGAGUCGUGUGGUUGUAGGUAAUGCUUUUUUGGAAAGGCUGUGUUUUGAGUGGGAAUGAAAUGUGAUCAUCAGGGCCUAUCUGGUGUGAAGCCAAUACUUUAAGCUACCUGAUGGUUUGCAUCCCAAAUGGCACCCUAUUCGCUAUGUAGUGCACUACGUUUGAUCUAUAGGGCUCUGGUCAAAAGUAGAGCACUAUAUAGGCAAUAGGGUGUCAUUUGGGACGCAGAUGAACAGAGAGCAUUGUCUAAUAUUGUAAAAUGGUGUGGUGGGAUUAAUAAUCACCUGCCCCAAACUAAACCAUGUUAAUUUCUGAACCAUUUCUUAAUUUCUAAACUGGUUUAAGCCUGGCAAGCGAGGCUACUUCUUCCCUGAACCCUGUCAUGUUUUUAUUGACCAAUUAACAGGAGAGACACUUCUAAACACCCAGCAAAUGACUGAAAAUAAAAAUGUGUCAUAUCAAUGUAAAAACAUAAUUCAAACAGCAGAAGUCCUUUCAUAGCUCCUUGGCUUGGCCUUUCGACUCGAGAGGAUGCUUGAGUGCUACUCAGAAUGUAAAGCCUUAUUGAGUUGCAACAUCUGUGUAAUUCAAGUGCACGUCCACCAAAAAUGCCCCCAGGCUUAGCCUACUUAACCAAGGGCUCAGCCUGUGUUCCAAAUGGCACCCUAUUCCCUACAUAGCUACAUAGUGUAGUGCACACAAUAUAUAGGGAAUUGGGUGCCAUUUCAAACGUAGUCAUGUUGUGGUUAGAUACAAGGUGAUAAAAUAAUGCCCAUGGGCCUUUUCCUGUAAUGCACUGAGAUUCAUAUGACCAUAUGUAAGUACUUGAUAUGGAAAUUAUAAUUUAUGUUCUAUCAAUAAGUUAUUAUAUUUUUGUUGUUGGAGUUUGCUGUCGGGGUUUAAUACCUAUCAUGUUUUGGUCCUGUACAAGACUGUAUUUCAGGUCCCAUAAACGAACAACAACUUUGAAGGCUUAACAAAGCCUUCAUAAACCAUGUGUAGAUGCUUCAGAACUUAUUUAUUAAUAAGAAAAUUCAUACUAUUUAAAAGGUAACGUACAGUAUGGGGUUUGUAAAGCGUCUAUGAAGACCUUAUAGAUGAUGGUUUCAGAAAGUCUUAAAAGUUGUUGUUUGUUUAGAGGGACCAUAUUUCAAAACUUUAAAGAUUGAAUUUUGUAAACCUUAUGGUGUAGAUUUGAACAAGCAAAGAAUGAGGGAGCCUUAACUGUUCAAACAGGAAAUGAUUACCAGUCAGAAAAAAAGACCCCUGUGUUUUUGCAAUGAUAUACUGCUCCAUAGUUUAUAGACCUGUUACAGCCUGUUUUAUAAUAUUUAAGAGUAAUCUUUGUUGGAUUUUGUAUUUGACUUUCUAUUUUCUACUGGAACUCAAAACCAAUUUAUUUAAUAUUCUCUAACAAAUUUAAAACAGAAGGUACGUUUACAAAUGUGUAUUGGUGAUACUGUCCUGACAUUGUGUCAAAAAAACUAUGGAGAUCUAAUUAUUAUUCAAAUACAUUUGUAAGAAAAUACAUACUGUAUGACAAAUUAAUGAUAACAACAAUCAAUUAAAUUAUUUAACCAAAUUAUAUAUUCCUUUUUUUACCUGUUAAGGUUACAUGUUUUAUAUAAUAGUAUAUUAAAUUAUCUUUUGUAUUAUGUCUUUUGAUUAAAUUUUCCAAAAUAUGUGUAUCAUUGCGUUUUGAACUGAUUUGCGUUACUCGAUUGUGCAGUGUCACUGUAGUCCAGUGGCGGUCGGUGCCGUUUAAGAUGAGGGAGGACGAGUAUUUUCUUUAUGAACAUGGCUUUAUUUCUAUUACAGCAAAUUGGAUGACUGUUAUUCAUAUUCCAAUCACCCAGCUCAAUGUAACAUCAAUGGGUUUAGGCUAUUACAUGAUACUCACAUUUUCCCUGUACCCAUCAUGAGGUUGCUACAAUCUAGCCUAUGAAUGAAAGUUUACCACAUGGAUGCACAGGUCGAUUAAUCAAGGAGACAGACAGUGACACAUUCAAUACCGCAUUGAACACUUGUGCCUGCAUCCAGCUGAUCAAGGGUGUAAUCAUUAGUCCGACAGUUGCGAACAAGAGUUUCUAUUGGACAAACUCAGGAAUGUUCAUCCCCGUUUUGUUCCGUUUGCUUAAGUUUCAAAAACGUUUUUCAACAGAAUCGGCGGAAUGAAUACACCCCUGAUCACACGCAAACAAAGUUCACUUUCAUAACACCCACAUACGAACAGCAUGAUACUUUUGCUCAAUGUAAAAUUCCUUCAUGUAUCUCUGCGCUCUCCUCCUCUCACCUUUUCCCUUCGUUUGUAGACUUCCAUGCACAAAACUUCAGCUGUCUGUGACCAAGCAAAAAAAAACAAGCCAAACCUUCAUAUCAUAACCGCCAACCGCUACACACAGCCUAUCUACAUCGCCGAAGCAACUAGAACUAACACAUUAGUAAACUCGCUACAAUCAUGCAGCAAGCAGUUUAGUGGUUACACUGGCGAGCCCCAGUUGCAAUACAUUUAUAAAAUCAAAAGCUUACCUUGACUUGGAAGAGUUCCAGUGCUGGAUAGCCAUAGCCAGCCAGCAAUCAUAGCCUCCCUCUCUGUUUGAGUAGGCUAAACUAGCUAGCUGCAUUUUCUAGCUAAGUGAAAGUAAAAACAAACUAAAAAUAUAUCUCUUGCUUCCUCUUUAUUUUGGUGUUAAUUUUGGUGUUCGUGUCUGUGGGACCUAUUUUCAAUGUUUACUAAAAGAAAAGUAAUACAAUUAAUAAUUUUUUCAACCUGAGACUGAUUGGCCUUGACUCAUUUUCUGUGAAGAACAUGUAAAAUAACACAUUUUCAUUGAGUGCACACUGUGCACCCCCUUACACAUUUAUAUUACAUAUGUGGAGUUUGGGUCCACUGGACCCGAGGGUAAUAAAAGUGUGGAAAAGUGUGU